Molecule: messenger RNA, 2158 nt
Organism: Cryptomeria japonica (Japanese cedar)
Lineage: Eukaryota; Viridiplantae; Streptophyta; Pinopsida; Cupressales; Cupressaceae
Product: probable amidase At4g34880
Exons: 5
Coding region: 297-1832 (511 amino acids)
Source: RefSeq, a predicted model, not a curated record
UCAACAGAACUAGUACUUAGUUCUACAUAAGAUAAUAAUUAAUAAUAAUAGCUGUACUCUUUCCUUCUGUGUCGAGGUGAGAAAAAACUUGGCCAUGAGCGCUGGGUUGUACGCUGAACAAUUGGUUUCAAUGUCGGUUCAUUUCCAUGGUUUUAAUCCACGAGUUCACUUUGCCAAAUUCAAACCAGCCAACUGGCUGAUAAGGCACUAAUCCCAUCAAAGCUGCUGGAUAUUCUAAGCUAUAAUUAUUGACUAGGCCUCAUUCGGCGCAGAGCAUAUCCAAUCACAGAGAAAGGAUGUCCUUCUUACAGUUCUUUUUGCUGAUAAUGUUUUUUUCUAUUGACGCUCGCCACAAUGCUAAUGCUGUCAAGCAUCCUUCUUUCCACAUAGAAGAAGCAACCAUUCCACAAAUUCAAUCAGAAUUCAAGGCAGGCAGGCUUAACUCCACAAGCCUUGUACAAUUCUAUCUCCAUCACAUUCGAAAACUUAAUCCCCAACUCCAUGCUGUUAUUGAAGUGAAUCCUGAUGCUCUACUGCUGGCUAAGAAAGCAGAUGCAGAGAGGCUAAGAGCAGGAGGAGUUCUCCUUGGUGGUCUCCAUGGAAUCCCUGUACUAGUCAAGGACAACAUUGCUUCCAAGGACAAGCUCAAUACCACUGCAGGCUCCUUUGCUCUUUUGGGCUCGAAGGUCCCAAGAGAUGCAGGUGUUAUAUCGAAGCUCAGGAAGGCAGGUGCUAUAAUAUUGGGCAAGGCCAGCUUGAGUGAAUGGGCGAAUUUCAGGUCUUCCAAUGCAUCCAAUGGAUGGAGCGGUAGAGGAGGUCAACCUAAGAAUCCAUAUGUGUUUACAGCUGACCCGUGUGGAUCAAGCACUGGAUCAGCAGUGGGAGUGUCAGCAAACAUGGUAGCAGUGUCAUUAGGGACAGAAACAGAUGGCUCAAUUCUUUGCCCAUCUAGUAACAACGGUGUUGUGGGAAUAAAGCCUACAGUUGGGCUUACAAGCCGGGCCGGAGUCAUUCCCAUUUCUCACACACAAGAUACUGUGGGACCAAUUUGCAGAACUGUAACAGAUGCCGUUUAUUUGUUAGAUGAGAUUGUUGGGUAUGAUGUUAAUGAUCACAAAGCUACAAGGAGUGCAGCUCAGUUUAUUCCAAAAGGUGGGUAUAAGCAAUUCCUCAAGACAGAAGGGCUGCAGGGAAAAAGGCUGGGUAUAGUUCGAGACACAAGUUUGCCACCUACAUCCGCUGAGGCAAUAUCCUUUGAGAAUCAUCUAGCAAUUUUGAGGGAGAAAGGGGCAACUUUAGUGGAAAACGACAAUAUUAGUAAUUUUUUGAGUUUAAGCAGCAAUGGUGAACCUGAGCAUAUUGUGCUAGAAUACGAGUUCAAACAUGAUCUGAAUAUCUACCUUUCAGAGCUCCUGCAGUCUCCUGUUCGCUCAUUAGCUGACAUCAUCUCCUUCAACAAACAACAUGCUACGGAGGAGAAACUUUCUGAGUAUGGGCAAGAGCAAUUCCUCCAGUCUCAGAACACAACUGGUUUGAAAGCACAGCCAUAUAUAAAAGCUCUGAAGAGAAAUCGCAUGUUAACAAAAACAGGAAUUGAUAAGGUAUUAAAAAGCUAUAAACUAGACGCCCUGGUGUCGAGUCUUCAGAGUACAAGUGUUCUAGCCAUUGCAGGGUAUCCUGGUAUCAGUGUGCCUGCAGGUUACGAUUCAAAUGGAGUUCCCUUUGGCAUUAUUUUUGGAGGAGGACGAGGCUCAGAGAGCACUCUCAUUGAGAUUGCCUAUGCUUUUGAACAAGCUACUAAAGUGAGGAAGGUUCCUCCAUUGAGCAGAUAGAGAAAUCUAUGAGUUCUUUUUUCUCAAUAAAAUAUAGCAAAAUUCCGUAAAACAACACAGAUGUCCAAGCUUCUCUGGCCUCGUCAUUAUUUCUAAUGUCUUCAGCAACGGGAAUUUCUAUUUUGUUCAGGUUAGCAGCUUAAAAUCCGGUAUAUAAAUUGGCACCGUGUAACUAGGUACCAUAAGUUUUAAAUUUUGACACAAGUUGUACUAGAUUUUGCCGCCUUGUAUAAGUUGCACGGAUAUGUAUCCAGUUGGACUUAUUUAUUUUUGAGGACAUGAUUACAGGCAUUAUGAAUAAAUUGAAAGAAGAUAGACUUUUUCAA